GGCGGGCGGAGAGAGUCACAAAAUGGCGGCGCCCAUCGCUGAGGAGCUGGAGCGCCUUCUCAACCCGCUGCCGAGCGUCCCCCACGACCCGGAGGACGACGCCGAGGAUGCCACCCUAGCCAAAGUUGUUGACAAGUUUGAUGAAGGAGCGCUCGAGGAUGACACUGUUUCUGUUGGACACAUCCGGAAAGCUGUCUCUGUCAGCCUCUUGGAUGCUGAUGAGCGGUACCACGGCAAGGCCACGUCUCGCAGAGCCUUGGAGGAAGAGCUCUGGGGUGAGGCCCAGCCGCUAGAUGAACAAACCUCAAGUGAGGAGGAGACCAGUGAAGGUGAUACCGACAGCGAACCUCCAGAGGAAGACUUGGCUGAUGAGUCUCCCGAAAUGGAAGAAGAAGAGGAAGCUGCUGACCUUGAGAGUGGCCAGGAGGAGGAAGAGGAGGAAGGAGAGGCAUUGGAGAACUUGAAGAAACCAACCUUCACUUUCCAGGCCAUCAAAGAUUUUGAGAAAUUUGCAGAAGAAAUGGACGAAAUAGAAAGUGGGGAUGAAGAUGAGAAUUUGAGCAUGGAAGAAGGCAGUGAAGCUGAUGUGGACUCAGAGGACGAUGCUGAGGACAGUGAUGAGGAGACACCUGAUCAAGAUGAGGGUCGAGAUGACGGGGAGUUGUUGAUGUUCUCGGAGGACAAAGAGGCUGAGGAAGUAGCGAAAGGGAGAGCUGUAAAGAAUCAAAUAGCCCUGUGGGACCAGCUCUUGGAAGGGCGAAUUAAGCUGCAGAAGGUCCUCUUGACAGCCAACCAGCUGCCACAGCCAGAUACUUUCCCUGAGUUUCAGGAAAGAGGAGGACAGGUGUUCGCUGAUGUGCUCAAAAACAACUGCAAAGCCCUGAAGGCACUGCUGAGAGCCCUGGCAGACCUCCAGGAUGAGCUGCUGCACCAGCACUCCAGCACAAGGCACCUGGCCGAUGGGCAGAAGACAGGGGAGGAGAGUGACGAAGAGAUCCCAAGCAGUAAGCACAGUGAGGAUGACGAGGAGGCACGUGACACGGCAAGGGAAAAGGCGCCGCAGAGGCCCCCCAAGCGGAAGCUUCAGAUGGGAGAAUACCCAGAGUUUGCAUCCAAGCGGUUUGCCGAGUUCCGGGCCUAUCGAAACAGCACGCUGCAGAACUGGCACGACAAGACCAAGCUGGCUUCCGGCAAAGUGGGAAAGGGUUUCGGUGCCUUUGAGCGUUCAGUCUUGACUCAGAUUGAUCAUAUUCUGAUGGACAGAGAGAGAUUACUCCGACGGACGUGGACCAAGCGAUCAGCCUACAAGGUGCUGGGGAAGCGGGAGCGAGGGCCUGAGCCGCUCUCAGAAGCUUCUCUGGGACACACGGAGGCCCCACCGCCAGCCACCUCCAAUGCACACCUGAAAGACCUGCAGGAGGAGAUCUUCGAUGACGACGACUUUUACCACCAGCUCCUCCGGGAACUCAUUGAACGCAAAACCAGCUCCCUGGAUCCAAAUGACCAAGUGGCAAUGGGCAGGCAGUGGCUGGCGAUCCAGAAAUUGCAGAGCAAAAUCCGGAAGAAGGUGGACAAAAAAGCCAGCAAAGGAAGGAAACUUCGGUAUCACGUCCACAGCAAGUUGGUGAGCUUCAUGGCUCCCAUUGACCACUGCACGAUGAAUGAUGAAGCCAGGACGGAACUCUAUCGGUCCCUCUUCGGCCAACAGGCACCUCUUAAAGGAGAGGAGAGGCCCUAACUGCGGAGGCCGGGCAUUGGCAGGGCCCGGGAUGCGGAGAAGAGGCGGGCCUUGCCCUCUCCGGCCAGCUCCUGGCGCUCUGCAAGCCCAGAGGAGGGAGCCACGGAUGUCACUUCUGGAACUCGGGGUGCGUGGCAGCUUGGUGGAGUGUUCAGCCAGUCGCACCUGCAGGUUUGCCCAGACUGGGAGAGGAGAGCGCUCCCUGCUUCUGAAAGCAGCCUUCAAGACCGACCCCCGUGCGGGACACCCGUGGCCAGACGUUGCCUCUUGUCACAACGUGUGCGCUUGUUGCUCAGAAUGUCCAGCUGUCAGAGAGUGUGCGGCAGUUCCCCACUCAGAGUGUGUUCUGUUUCCUGUGCGGUUGCCAAGCCUGAAACUCGCCCGGAGGCCGUUCUGGCGGUGUGAGGUGGUUACGGAGAAGCUGCCACUCAGCCUGAUCUGUAUGAAAGCGAGCCAAGCGCCUUGUGGAGUACGAAGAACGCUCGCCCGACGUUCACCUUGCGUCUCCUUGUGUGGAGAGAUUCUGGGGGCUGCAACUCGAUUUAACACACACAUACACACACAAUGCACAUUUGUGUGCUGUGUGGGACAAGACUGCCGCCCAGUAAUGAAUGCUCGGCUGCAGCAGCAGGGACAAGGUGCAGUGAGCAGGUCUUGGUGCUGGUGGCUCCUCGGCUUUGCCGGGAGCCACAUCCACCUCUCUUAUUUGGCUGAGCCGUUCCUGUAUCUUAAAAAUUCAGUUCAGGAACUCUAACAUCAUAAUGCGCUCCUCUGAACUUCUGUGAGCUCCGUUUUUAAAAAUACAUGCAACCCAUUUUCUGAGCAACUGUUCCCAGGGGAGCAGAGCUAAAUUUUACCUCCGGUGUGUACCGACACACGCCCAACACCACCAACAGAAUUGUCUUCCUUCGACCGCAGAUCUUAAUGUAUUUAAUUAUUUUCACUGAUGGGGAUUCACGGAUGUCUCUUCCCAAUAGAGACACAUUCUGUGCAGAGGUUAGCCUUGGUGUAAAUCUAGCAAAGGGAAAGAUGAUUCACUUGUUUUUAUUCAGAAGGUCAAAAAGCUGGGAAUUAAAUCCCCAUAAAGUGAAUUUAUUAGCCUGCUGUGAUCAAUUGCCAAUGGAGAUUAUCUUGCAUAAGUAAUAUGUGCAUAUGUACCUUGUAAUAUAACACCUGUAUAGAUUAUCUUCAUUCCAGCCCAUAUCACUUAAAGUAGAAUAAAAUAGUUUUAUAAAGCUGGCCACCUUUAUAA
Messenger RNA from Varanus komodoensis (Komodo dragon), 2990 nucleotides. RefSeq names its product apoptosis antagonizing transcription factor (gene AATF). Gene Ontology annotation, biological process: regulation of transcription by RNA polymerase II. Gene Ontology annotation, cellular component: nucleus; nucleolus. The coding region runs from base 23 to 1738 and encodes 571 amino acids. The transcript is spliced from 12 exons. Lineage: Eukaryota; Metazoa; Chordata; Lepidosauria; Squamata; Varanidae. The record is from RefSeq and is a predicted model, not a curated record.